AUGUAGCUAUAAAACCAAGACUAGCUAUAACAAUAAUAUGAUAAUGAGUCUUUGCUCACAGAAGAGAGCGGGAACGUUAAUUAGCAAGAUAUGCUUCAAGGUUUUGCCCAUGAAUACCAAAUAAAAAUAGUCAAUAAAUUGAAUUAUUUGUAAACGAAAUUGUUGAUAUGGGUUCUUAAUUUAGAGAUUUUUUUAUCACUAGCCUUAAUAGCUUUUAUCUACAUAUCUCAAACCUAAAGCGGAUAGUUUGAGAUCUUUUCCCACUUCACUUUAUUCUUUUUGGUGAUUAGUUCGCUAGAGAUUUUCAUGAGAUUCACCAUGUCUUGUUAUGUUAGAAAAGAAGCUGAAUAAUUCUAUUCAAAGUAAUAAAAACUAUUGAGAUAUGGAAUAGCCUCGAGAAGCAGUUUUUCUAAUUGCUCUAUCGAACUUUGCCCUAUCUGGAGUCUGCUAUAGUUAGAUGGCUUUUAUGCCCUAAGUCUGUGCAAAAAGCUUUAAGAGUAUAAUUCUAAAAUGAUUGACUAUGAUGAAGUAAUUUACGAAAAUAGAGGAAGAUUCAUAAUACGCUAAAGUAUAUAAGCAUUUUACUCUUUUGUUAAAUUCCGAUAAGUUUACCUAAAUUUGAGAAUGUGUGUAUUGAUAAUGAUGCUUACGAAUACAUAUAAUUUCAAUCAAACACUUUUUUACAUCAUAGUUGCUUAUAUUCCACUCUUAGUUAUGUUAAACAUCUGGAUCAACUUUCAUUUUGCAGUAGUUUAUUUGUUUUACAGACAGUCUCAUCUUUCACUAAAGGAUACAUUAUAUUUAAUUGGUGAAAUAACAUUAAAAUGUGUUCACAGCGUCUCCUUUUAUUAUGUCUUUACACAUGUUUAGGAUAUUUUACCUUACUUCUCUGUAUUUUUCUUGUCUGCCUGCACCAUCUAUGCCACCUCAAUUACUAUAUAAAUAAACAGUCUAUUUGACUCAUCUUCGUACAGUGUUUUUGAAUUGAUAUUCUUAGGCUACUCUACCAAUCACUACAUAGGCCUAAAGCACAAAGAGUACUUCUUCAAUAAAAUCGGCUACUUCUACAAAACAGAUAUUUUCAAGUAGGUAUUUAUUUUUUCUGUUUAGCUAACUGUCCUUCUUGUUUACUAUGAAGAAAAUAAAUCUAUAUCUAACUCUCAGAUCAUUGCUAUAAUUGCAAUCGUUUCCUUCCUUGCUUUACUCCGUUUUGGAGUCAUUCUUAUAAAAGUUAAUAUCUAUUUGAAACCGAAAGCAAUUAUAGUGAGACUGAAGACAUUCUAGGGCACAACUUGUUUUAUAGAAGAAGAUAAAAUGAGUCAGUAAUCCAAUAAACCAAAAAAUAAUGAAAGCUAACUAGAAAAGUAGAAAUAUCCAUUAGAAUAAGGAUUAGAUGAAAACAUAAAUGAAGAUGAUUAGAAGCCAAACAUAUUCGACUUACAAAAAUCAUUUAACUCUAAUCAUAGUCCCAUUUAACUCGACUUUAACAAAACUAGAAACUUACAAAAAAUGAAAGAAAUAAAAAUCAAAGAAAUUUUAAACUCAAAGAUUGAACAUAACUAGUACAAGAUAACCUUUUUCACAGAGUCUAAUAUUUCAGAGUUCGAAAUGAACCCAGAUAUGCGUUGUGUUUUAUCUGAAAUAGUUAGAUAUAAAAGGUCUGAAAUUACCUUUUUGAUAUCCAAUCAAAUAAAAAUAUGGAACUAAUAUGGUCACAUUAAUGUCCUCAUCAAUAAAUAUGAUGGAAAUUUAAUGCUCUUUAUAGAAAGAUACAUCAUUCCUUUUUCCAAGAGUAUCCAGAUCGACUCCUGUUACAAAAGAAACUCUGAUACAUUUAUACAAUUAAUGUUGCUCUACAACGUAAUAAACAAAGAGCUUGAUCCAUACUCUAAAAUUACUCUCAAACCAAUAGAUCUUGUUUAGUAGUUACCACUACCUUAUAAUAGAAAAUAAGAUUAUCUUACUGUUAUAAAUAAAAUAAUAAACUCUAAAACUAUAUCCUUGCUUAAGAUGAUAGCAUACAACAAAAACAUUUCACCUUUGCUCUUUUAGCAUCCAUGUUAAGUGCUAUACGAUUUAUACUUAGAUCACACAAACUGA
Molecule: messenger RNA, 2100 nt
Organism: Tetrahymena thermophila SB210
Lineage: Eukaryota; Ciliophora; Oligohymenophorea; Hymenostomatida; Tetrahymenidae
Product: transmembrane protein, putative
Exons: 1
Source: RefSeq, a predicted model, not a curated record